This is a messenger RNA of Vespula pensylvanica (western yellowjacket), 3731 nucleotides long. RefSeq lists its product as uncharacterized. The coding region runs from base 290 to 3568 and encodes 1092 amino acids. NCBI's taxonomy places the organism in Eukaryota, Metazoa, Arthropoda, Insecta, Hymenoptera, Vespidae. Gene Ontology annotation, cellular component: cytoplasmic vesicle; bicellular tight junction; plasma membrane. The transcript has 13 exons. The record is from RefSeq and is a predicted model, not a curated record. Gene Ontology annotation, biological process: regulation of cell migration; actin cytoskeleton organization.
CUCGCGCCUUUUCGUUCGCCGAGCAGUAAUGUCAAAUAUGAAUCGCACGAAUAGGACUGCAUUCCACGGCGGCUCCGUGUUUUUUUACGUGUUCGCGACAUGCUAGCACGUAAUCACGAUUAAUCUGCAAACGUAGUUUUUUUAAUAUCCCUUCGUUCGUAUGCAUUUAUAAUCUUCUAGAAGAAGAUAAAGUGCUCGAAAGUUUUCACCGUGUUUCGUGAAUAGAAACUUAGAAAAGGAGAUAUAAAAGUAAUGAAACCUAAGAAAUCUAAAUGAAAUAACAGCGAUCAUGAGCUCGAUUCAACAAAGUGGCAGGUUUCUUCCAUUUUCUAAUAACAAUAUACAAAGAAAGCAGUUGUCAAUGCAAGGUGGUUUACCUCAAAGCCUUAGCGGUAGUGAUACAGAUGUUUCAACUUCGAACGAAAAUUUAAGCAACGAAGAGCGAUAUGUCAUCCGUCAUACGGCUCGUCAAGAACCACAAGGUCAAGAAAAUCAGCAACAAAGUCCGUCUAGAUCUUCCAGCCAUAAAGAAAAUAUACCCAAUAUUCAAGGUAAUCUACUCAAUAGAAAUAGUUUGAAGGACAGUUUGAAUGGCUCGAACAGAAACAGUUUGAAGGAGAGUUUAAAUGGUUCUAAUCGAAAUAGUCUCAAAGACAGUAUCAAUGGAUCCAACAGAAACAGUUUGAAAGAUAAUUUAAGUAAUCGUACCAGCGUAGGUUCUAACAGAAGCAGCUUGGAUGUUUCCACAAGUUCGUACAAUACUCUUAUUAUUCAUAACGCGAACGAUGACAACUCGUGGACACCGUCAGGAAGACUAUCUGGCAUAGUAAGAGAACAUGGAGAUAUGGGUUAUGUGUAUUGCGAUGGUGGUGGUAAAGGACAUUCAAACAGCCCUACGAUGCAAUCGAUAUCGAACAUCCCUCACGAAGAUCAUCUUUACGAACAAUCUGGAGGUGGAGGUUGUCAAGAAAUUACAGACAUACCUGACGAUUACCUUAGUCAAUCGCAGGUAUUAAAGCAUCUCGCCAAGGAAGUAAAAGUGCCUUCUUAUAGUAAACUAGUAAAUAAUGGAGGAAGUAUAGAAGUAAGAAUGAGAGAAAGCGAAAGAGGGAAGCAGAACGACAGUGAAUUCGAAGACAGAUCUCCGCAAUCUUAUGCUUCCACUCUUCUGCCUUUAAAAAAUAAACUUAGAUUUCUUGGACCUAAUGAAAAAUUAACGUUAUCAAGAUCGCAGCCGGACUUAUCUAGGAUUGGUAAAGGAGACAUUGAUUCUUACGAUCCACGAGCUACUUCUCCAAGACCUCAAACCAAAGGUCGGGAAGAAAUAGGAACCGCGAUGGGUGAAAUCUGGCCACCAUCUGAAAUGAUUCAGAUAGUGAUCCAAGAAAACAGUGCCUUAAAGUUAGAGUUAGAACGUUGUUACAACAAAGUAGCAAAGUCUCAAAAGCUGGAGCAAGAAAUAUCAAAGGUUCACCGUGCACACGAGGAACUAGCUGCUUCUUGCGAGCGAAGAGAAAAACUCGAACGUGCAGCUAGAUUGAGGUUACAAAAUGACUGUAGACGAUUGACAGAAUUAAAUCGUGCAUUAAGGGAUCAAAUCGAUUUGUUAUCUUCUCGAACAGAUAGUCCUCCGAUCGUAGAAUCAAUGAAAAAAGAAUUGACGCAACGCGAAUUGCUUAUUGGACAGCUGAUCUCGCAGAAUAAAGAGUUAGCUGCCGCGAAGGAAAGACAAGAAAUAGAAUUAGCUGCACAAAGGGCAACGCUACAAGAGCAACGCACACAUAUCGAUAUUUUGGACACUGCUCUUACCAAUGCACAAGGGAACGUUGUACGUCUUGAAGAAGAGUGUCGAAGAAAACAAGUAUACGUAGAAAGAGUCGGUCAACUUCAACGAGCUUUAUCCUCCCUUCAAGCGUCCAGCGAUAGACGAGAAGAAACCGAAAGACAAUUGAGAGGACAACUUGAAAAAGAAUUAAGAGAGGGAGGUGGGGGAGGUGGUAAUAAUAGCGAACAAUCUUCGAGCGGUGAAACUAUCGCGGAUUUAAAACGACGGUUACGCGAACGAGACGAAAAAAUCAUGUCUCUCGAAGGAGACGUUACUAAAUGGGAGCAACGUUAUCUGGAAGAGAGCGCACUAAGGCAAGCUGCUAUAGACGCAGCUAGUCUUCCAAAGGAUGCAAAAAUUGCCGCUCUAGAAAAAACAAGCCAAGAUGCAGAAAAAUUAAUCGCAGAAGCUCGUUCCGAAAAAAUACGACAUAUGGAUGAAGUGCAUGCUGCACAAAAGAAAUUAACUGAUCUCGAGUCGAGAAUGAAAGAUCUGGAGUCGAAGUUAGCCGAGAGGGAUGCUAUGAUAAGAGUUCUACAAAAGCACACGUACGACAAAGAUAAUAGUAGUAGUAGUGGAGUCGGCAGUUAUCCUGCUGCACAUUCGUCUCAUUCAAGUACGUCGGCAGAUCAUCAUACUGCACUGACAAGCACACCAGAACUUGUUAGCAGUGUCUUAGGCACUGGAAGCGGUUAUGGCAGUACCGGAUCUUACGGAGUCACGGACAGUUACAAAUAUCGAAAACAAGGAAGUUUCGAGCAAACGAACAAGAGCCUUGACGAUCAGUUGAAGGAAUUAGAUUCGCAGUUACUCAGCAAGCGGGCACUUUGCUGUUUUCCAGGAUUCUCUAAUCCAGGCACUGCGUCGCGAAAAGGAAAAAUACCCAAGCCAUUAUUGGCGGGUGUAGACAGUACAGGUAGCUCGAGUACCGCUUCGAGCAAGAGUCGUUUGUUGGACGACUCUGGAGGCGAGGCAUCCGCCGGUAUAAUGGAAUUCGCAACAGCGAGCACAAGACUGAAGGGUACCGUUUCGAGAUUGUCAGAUGGUAAGCCGGAGGAGAUGUUGCUGUUGGAGAAACAAGGUAGAAGCUCGCAGAGACAAAGGAUGCAGGAAGGCGAGCCUCGUCGAGCUGGUAGUCUUCCACCGAGUUCGCUUCCACGACCACCGAGAAGUCUCAAGUCUACAAAUUCGCGUUAUUGUCGUCUGAGCGACACGGAGACGCGUAAGAAGUCGGAUCCUGGUCCAGUUUUGGAUUCGUCGAUCGGCAAGGGCCGAGAUUCUGGAAAUUGCACCUUGGAAUAUGGGAGGUUCGACGCGAAGGGACAACGUAGGAAGAAGUCACCCGGUACGGAUAGUUACGCUCAAAACAGCUCCUUGAAGAAACCUUCGUCCACGUCGGGUCACGAGUACGAGCGACUUCAAGGUGACUCCGAUAGGAAGAAAUUAACGACCGGGAACGACGUUAAGCAUAGGGACGGACAAAAUCGUUCCUUGAUACCGCCACCCUCUCGUCGAAUCGGAGAGUACGGUCGUUUGAGCGACGGCGACGCCUCUGCUAGUAGCAAAGGUGCUCUGAGAAAGCAAACGGGUUCGCGUGGACAGAGUACGGGAAGUACCGUCAGUAGUAAGAGCGGAGGACGAGAUUCUGGUGGCACUGCCAGCAGCGAGACUUCUAUCUCGUCCUUGUCGCCGAUCAAAGCGAGAUCGAUACCGCGACCAGCCAAUUAUCGUAUCCAGUUCUAAUCGGAUACGAUGGAAUACAAGAAAAAACGAAAGAGAGAAAGAGAGAGAGAGGAGCUUAUAUCUUAUUUGUCUUUCCUCUUUGACCGAGUCAAUUUUCUCUACGCCUCUCUCUUUCUUCUUUCUAUUUGUUUUCUCUCUCAUUCGAUUCGAUAGCAACGGACAG